UGAACCCCGUGGAGGAAGCGCGACGUAAAGGGUCCCAGGGAGCGAACACGUCAAGAUCGAGUGAAGAUUGAACGUAUUUUUUCCCCCUCCUGCAUGUGAACCUGUAGACAACACAUUUAUCUUUUAUUGGAUGACUCGAAAGGCUUCCCUGCGAAAGUGACAUAUCUGGAUUCAGUGAAUUCACUGACCAGCACGCGGAGUAGGAAUGUCUCGCAGGAAACAGAGCAACCCACGGCAAUUCAAACGAGCAUUGGGGAAUGGGCGGGUGUUGGGAGAGGAGGCGUGUGAGGAGAGAGAUCUCGCCGGAGAGGAGGAAAUCUCCCGCUCUUUUUCCUUGGACCCAGACAGCUUUGGUGUUAAAGAAGAGGUCUCCUCCAAGAAAGUUCAGGCAAGUGGAAGACUGGAGCCACACCAGGAACAUGGUGUAAGACAGGAAGACAGAGCCCAGUCCUGCCUCCUGACAGCAGAAGAAUGGGACGGACCAAGAGAGCUGGAGAUGGUCAGUUAUGAACCAGAAAAAGGUGUUCGUUCUCGUCAUGCGCUUCCCCUGGGCACCACGUGGGGACCUUUCACUGGCAAGAUAGAAGCAGCCACAGGAGGAAGUGACACUGUCGUCCCGGCACUGAGAGGGGGUCCGCGGUGGCUGAUGGCCAUGUCCUGGGUCAGUGCAGAGGACCCCAAGAGUAACUGCAUGGUUUACAGUAAAGAAGGACACAUGUGGUGCUCCACGACGAGGAACAUGAUGGAGGGUGAGGAGCUGGCAGUGUGUGCACUGGACGUCGGCGCCAAGCUCCAGACGCUGGGGCCUGAUACCUGUGCCCAGGGAACACACCCGGCCCGCCUGCUCCACAGCAUCCAGCUGCUUCCUCAGCAGGCUGCCAUGGCCUCCAUCCUGCCCAACGCCAUAGUCAACAAAGACAUAUUCCCCUGUAAGACGUGUGGGAUCUGGUUCAGAAGUGAGCGUAAUUUGCAGGCCCACCUCAUGUACUACUGCAGCGGGAGACAGAGGGAGUCUGAGACCGUGCCAGAGAAGCAGGCGGACAUGAGCCACCAAGUGCCACGCCUCUGCACCUACCCACAAUGCAAUAUGAGCUUCUUGGGUUCACAUGCUCUAGAAAUGCAUCUGUCUACACACAAUGCUUUCAACUCUGAGGAGACACCUGCUGGAAGCAGUUUGAAGUGUACUAUUUGUGACUACACAGCCAACACUCUUUCAGCUCUGCAGCCUCACAUCCUGUCCCACCUGUCUCAGGCGGGACUCAGGUGCACCCACUGCCAUUUCACUUUCCAGACGCUCAGAGAGUUGACCAAGCAUCAAGAGUUGCACAAGCAUGGCGGCGUGAGCAGCAGGCCUGCCAAGGAAUGUGAAACAGAGCAUGCUCAGAACCUCGGCACACACAGCCCCAAGCUGUGUGGCCGCAUCUCAAGCAGGAAGGACAUCCAAGAAAGUCCAGUGCACCAGGACGUGGCUCAGAGCGAAGUACAGGAGAACUGUGAACAGGCACUGUCAGCCACGAAGGGAGAGGUCAACUCAGGAAGUAGGGCUAGCUUCUCCUACACCAGGGUGAAGUCAGAGCCUUCCAGCCCCCGCUUGGCCUCUUCGCCUAUCCAGCACCAUUUGAGCCCAGCGUUUCCCAUGCCACCGUUUAUGCCCCACGUCCCUUUCUCACAGGACAUAACUGCUGUUCCACAAGCAUCUGAAAUACUGGCCAAAAUGUCAGAGCUGGUCCAUCGCAGGCUACGUCACAGCGGGAACAGUUACCCACCAAUGAUGUACAGCACACUGGUUUCAAAGGGAGCAACGUGCUUUGAGUGCAACAUCACUUUUAGCAAUCUUGACAACUAUUUAAUUCACAAGAAGCACUACUGUAACAGUCGCUGGCAGCAUAUGGCCAAGCCGCAUGAUUACAGCAGCAUUCUGGAAAAAGCUUCAGACACACAGCUUCAGACGAGUCCUAAGAGUGGGGGCAGUUUAGCUAGCAUGCUGAAUGCUGGCCAGACUUCUGAGGCCAAAGGUCUGGAUUCCACCCAGUUCAUCCCUUCUGUUUGUGAUCCUUUCAUAUCAGGUGGAAAAGCUCCUGACGAAUUUCCAGUGCAGGUUAAAAAAGCAUCAACACCUUCUUUUGUUGAGGACAGACACAAUGCCAUGCACUUGGACACAAAGAGUCCAAAAAUGUCCUCGCAUGAGAGUGAGAUGGACCCCAGCCAGACAACAUGCGAUGCCUGUAAGAUCACCUUUAAUCGUCACGAAACGUUUGUUGUGCACAAGCAAUACUAUUGCGCUUCUCGCCAUGACCCGCCCACAAAACGAGCAAAUGGCAACAAAUCACCAGCCAAUCAGAAGUCAGCGCGUGCUCGUAAAAGAAGAAAGGUGCAUGAGAUACCAGGUCCUGAUCAGGAGCAAAUGGGACCACAGACUUACCUGGGGAUCCUCAGUGUGAAUGGGUCCUACCUGACCCAGGAUGCAAUGGAGAGUCUCAGGGACCAGUGUCAUCAGAGGUACAAUAUGAUCCAGGGUUUAGUUCCCAAGCACCCUGAACCUUCUUUGACAGUUACAAAAUCAGCCCUGGUGUCAAAGUGCAAUGCGAUAGCCCAAGAAGAAGGAGAUGCACCCAUAGAUCUCAGUAAGAAAUGCGUGCCACAACUUGGCAACAUUUCAAUUCCGGCUAAAGGGCUCAUGGACUACCAUGAAUGUGUGGUCUGCAAAAUGAGCUUCAAUAAAGUCGAGGAUUACCUUACCCACAAACAGAACUUCUGUCCAAGUGCUGCAUUGGACAGCAAAGUUCCAAACAUCAAAAAAGAAAGUUCUGGAAAUGUAAACGCCACCUCAGAAAAGCCCAGCAAACAUUCUGGUUUUGAGCAUCCAGUUCAGAAUGUCAGUACCACCCCAGUACAUGCCGGGACUACAUCUGAGAUCAGAACAUCUGGUGAAGAGCAGCAAUCCUCCAUAAAAAAUGAGUGCAGGAUGCAGUCUCUGGAGGGCUACCCAGGUGCUGCAAAGAAAAUGAGAGCGGAUGAACAGAUCUGGCCAUACUAUGAGAUCAAACCUGCCGACUACGCCACAGGGAUGCUCAUUACCCAAAGCGAGCGGAGGCAGAGUCCUAAUGAGGGCAGCGAGGGUGAAAAGGACCAACCCAUGCCCGAUGGCAGCCAUCUUAGCGCUAAUGCUGCAGAGAACCUGAAAAUCACAACCAGGGGCAUGGCCUUGUCCUUAAAAGACACCCUCCAGCUUGAAGACAAGCCAGGGGAGACUGGAACUGAUCAGCACAGCCUCCCCGCCCCAGAUAUCCACUGUACUUAUAUCUCACCAAACCCCGAGGGCUCUUGCCAACCUAAUGAGAGCAGCUCUUCAUCGCCCACAUCCAAGACUGACGAGCUUUCCUCUAGCAUUAAGAGAGGUCAGAACGGACCCAUAUCCACGAUGGGUAAUGUCAAAUACUGCCGUCCAUGUGACAUCCAGUUUAAUAACUUGUCGAAUUUUAUAACACACAAGAAGUUCUAUUGCUCUGCCCACACCACAGAGCAUGUAAAAUGAGUACUAACCCCCCAACUCAGUGCACCGUGCCCGUUUACACACCUGCACACGGACAAUCAAAUCAGGAGAUUUAUCCUUCUGCAGUUUAAUAGUGAAUUUUGAAAUGUUUGUUGAAAGAGUCUUGUGUGGAAUAUUUUUUGGCCUCUCUGUGAUGUAUUUAUUUAUUUUAAACAUAUUUCUAGCAGUAAACCAAUACAGAUUUGUGAGAAAUAAUUAUAAGAAUUCUUUUCCUUUUACUUGGAAUCAAAGGCUGCAAGUGUGGGCAGCAUAAGAAUUCAAUGGGAAACUAAUGCACCGCAAACUGCAGAGCUGAUCAUGUCGGCAGUCAUAAAAUACUCAGCAUUUCUUCUGGAAAAAGGCAUAAUUGUCAAUACAUGUAGAUUCUAGUUUAUCCUUGCUGUUAUUUAUGUUUAUUUAUAAACAAACAUUUUAUUUGUUUUUUUGCUUAUGCAAAAUUCUUCUUAUAAGUAUUUGUAUGUGUUUGCUGGUUCUCUGGUCUCUCUUUUUAACACUCGGCUUCUAAUGCAAUACUUUUUAAAAAACUGAGCCAUUAGCAGUAUUACGAAAGAGUGACUUUUUUUUUAACUGGACACCUGAAAUUGUCUGUGAAAAUGUUUACUUGUCUUGCUGGACACAAAGGGAAGGGAAUUACACUUGAAAAGAUGACUCAGUGUAACCUUCACAAUAGAAAAAAGUAAUAUGUUGUCAAAAAAGUGUUGCUAUGCAUGUACCUGUAUGGAAUGAAAUUCCAGAUGUUUGACAUUUUGAUUUUAUGUGGCAUCUAAAUUAAAAUUCUAAUCUCA
This is a messenger RNA of Electrophorus electricus (electric eel), 4338 nucleotides long. It is a transcript of the gene zfpm2b, whose product is annotated as zinc finger protein, FOG family member 2b. Gene Ontology annotation, biological process: negative regulation of transcription by RNA polymerase II; cell differentiation; heart development. Lineage: Eukaryota; Metazoa; Chordata; Actinopteri; Gymnotiformes; Gymnotidae. Gene Ontology annotation, molecular function: RNA polymerase II-specific DNA-binding transcription factor binding. The record is from RefSeq and is a predicted model, not a curated record. Gene Ontology annotation, cellular component: nucleus.